This is a messenger RNA of Carassius carassius (crucian carp), 1812 nucleotides long. RefSeq names its product TATA box binding protein (gene tbp). Lineage: Eukaryota; Metazoa; Chordata; Actinopteri; Cypriniformes; Cyprinidae. Gene Ontology annotation, biological process: DNA-templated transcription initiation. The transcript is spliced from 8 exons. The record is from RefSeq and is a predicted model, not a curated record. Gene Ontology annotation, molecular function: DNA binding; RNA polymerase II general transcription initiation factor activity. Bases 212 to 1120 code for a protein of 302 amino acids.
CCAUAAUGCACCGGAAGCGCAUUAUUAAAGUCGGCGGAAGUUGUUGUGGAGAUCUCAUGUUUUGCGCGCUACCUGCGCUUCUGGAACUAUUCCGCACGAAGCCAUUGCCAGCCUGAGCGAUUCUGUGAAUUAACGUUCUUUUAAAGCUUUUGGAGUCUUCAAGCUAGUCCUGAAAUCACUACUUAGUUGUUUUGCUUCAUAAGCUGUCAAUAUGGAGCAGAACAACAGCAUACCUCCUUUUCCUCCAGGGCUAGCAUCUCCGCAGGGAUCCAUGACGCCUGUCCUUUUCAGUCCCAUGAUGCCGUAUGGCUCAGGUCUUACACCACAGCCAGUGCAGAACACCAACAGCUUGUCCCUUCUGGAGGAGCAGCAGCGACAGCAACAGCAGCAGCAACAACAACAAGCAGCGGCCUCACAACAGCAGAGUGGGAUGGUGGGAGGUUCUGGCCAGACACCCCAGCUCUACCACUCACAAGUCUCCACCACAACAGCACUCCCAGGCAACACGCCACUUUAUACCACACCACUCACCCCUAUGACCCCCAUCACCCCUGCCACACCGGCCUCAGAGAGCUCUGGCAUCGUCCCCCAGUUACAGAAUAUUGUGUCUACUGUGAACUUGGGGUGCAAACUUGACUUGAAGACGAUAGCACUCCGAGCCAGAAAUGCUGAAUAUAAUCCAAAGCGUUUUGCUGCCGUCAUCAUGAGAAUACGAGAACCCAGAACAACAGCACUCAUCUUCAGUUCAGGGAAGAUGGUGUGCACAGGAGCCAAAAGUGAGGAACAGUCUCGAUUGGCAGCCAGAAAGUAUGCCAGAGUGGUGCAGAAGUUGGGUUUUCCUGCCAAAUUCUUAGACUUCAAAAUUCAGAACAUGGUUGGCAGCUGCGACGUCAAGUUUCCCAUCCGAUUAGAGGGCCUGGUGCUUACACACCAGCAGUUUAGCAGCUAUGAACCUGAGCUAUUUCCGGGAUUAAUCUACAGAAUGAUCAAACCCAGAAUCGUCCUUUUAAUAUUCGUUUCAGGAAAAGUUGUACUUACAGGUGCAAAGGUUAGAGGAGAAAUAUAUGAAGCAUUUGAGAAUAUAUACCCUAUCCUGAAAGGAUUCAGGAAGACUACGUAAUCUUGUUCUGUUAUCACUGGUAAAUUACUUCCUGAGCCCACCAGUAUGUCUGGGGUGACCUACGCAGUUUUAUUUUCUUUUCUAAGCCUGUAAAUAUGGAGGACACAUUUUCUUCACUCAGAAAGUCAACAGAUUUGAGGGAUAAAAUGCCUUUUGGAGUGGAAAUUUUUCCUUUUUAAAUGUUUAUCACCUGCUAUUUGGUUUUCAAAAUACUGUUUUAACUAUGUCCGAACAUUUUAAUGUUUUGAAUUCUUUUAUGGUUUUAUGAUGUUAAAAUGUUAAUUUCAUACUUUUACACAUUCCCUUUAUUAGCAGGUUUUAUGUACUGCAUUUCUGAUUGUCUGUCAGUGAGAGGAAUCAGUCUGUAGCAAGCAAUGUCCAUGUUGAUCAGUGCAAGGGGAACUUUUGUUUUAAGAAGUGCAUUUAGGUUAUUUUCCAACAACGCUUUGGAAACAAGUUUGCGAAUCAUCAUCGUUGUUGAAGUCAUCAUGUGGAUUUGGCCUUUUAAGUUACGGUUUUCAAUGAGAUUGGUUGACAGAUCUAACGGAUUUAAUUGCCAUUUCAUUGUAUGAAGACUAGGUCUCCCAAUAGCCCCAUGUAAAGCACUGACAUCUUAAUUUAAUACUUUCAUCUAUGUAACUAAUUUACUUUGCUACAUUGAAUGCAAAUAAAUGUUUGCCAACUUCAGUCUA